GGCGGAUAAACAGUGUGCCUGCGAUUAAGGAAAGGAAGCUGAGAGACGUUGACUUUAUUCGAACCACAUGGUUCCAGCUUGCGGUGGCAUUCUCGCUGCAGCUGCAAGCGAUGCUGCGCCUUCCCCGUCUGGAUCCGAGUCUAAGUCCGGCCUGUCGCCCAUUGGACCUGGGCGGCCGCGGGCCCAGCGGAGCGAGACCACCUGUGAGGGCUGCUGAGAUUGGCGGAGGCGGUCAUGUGGGCGGUCACGUGCUGCGACGAGCUCAGUCCAAAAGAAAAUGGGGUUUGGUGUAAAUCUGGGGGUGUAAUGUUAUCAUAUAUCACGCUACCUCGUAAAACCGACACUGAAAGCUGCCGGACAACAAAUCACAGGUCAAAAUUAUGAGUUCUUCGUAUUAUGUGAACGCGCUUUUUAGCAAAUAUACGGCGGGGGCUUCUCUGUUCCAAAAUGCGGAGCCGACUUCUUGCUCCUUUGCGCCCAACUCACAGAGAAGCGGCUACGGGGCGGGCGCCGGCGCCUUCGCCUCGACCGUUCCGGGCUUAUACAAUGUCAACAGCCCCCUUUAUCAGAGCCCCUUUGCAUCCGGCUACGGUCUGGGCGCCGACGCCUACAGCAACCUGCCUUGCGCCUCCUACGACCAAAACAUCCCCGGGCUCUGCAGUGACCUCGCCAAAGGCGCCUGCGACAAGGCGGACGAGGGCGUGCUGCACGGCCCAGCCGAGGCCAAUUUCCGCAUCUACCCCUGGAUGCGGUCUUCAGGACCUGACAGGAAGCGGGGCCGCCAGACCUACACGCGCUACCAGACACUGGAGCUGGAGAAGGAGUUCCACUUCAACCGCUACCUGACGCGGCGCCGCCGCAUUGAAAUCGCCCACGCUCUCUGCCUCACCGAGCGCCAGAUCAAGAUCUGGUUCCAGAACCGCCGCAUGAAGUGGAAGAAAGAGCAUAAGGACGAAGGUCCGGCUGCCGCCGCAGCUCCCGAGGGCGCCGUGCCCUCUACCGCCGUCACCGCUGCCGCAGACAAGGCUGACGAGGAGGACGAUGAUGAAGAAGAGGAAGACGAGGAGGAAUGAGGGGCUGAGCCGGGGCCCUCGCUGCACCGGACAGUCGGAAAAGCGUCUUUAAGAGACUCACUGGUUUUAUUUACAAAAAUGGGAAAAAUAAAAGAAAAUGUAAAAAAAAAAAAAAAAAAAAAAAAAAAAAAGAACAAACAAAACAGUCCCCAACCUGCACUCUACCCGGCCCCCAUCACCUACUCCAGCUCCCAACUUUUGUGGACUGAGCGGCCGCAGCGACUGGGUCGCCUUGGAUUCCCUCUGCCUCCGAGGACCCCAAAAGACACCCCCAACCCCAGGUCAGCCGGCCCUGCGCUGGCGCGGCCAAAAUACUACCUAGCACAGGCCUCUGCUCGAGGCACCCCCAAACUACCUAUGUAUCCAGCCUAGAGGGCCUCCAUUCCCAGGAAGCCCCUAUGUAUCCCAGCACUGGCAGACACCCAGCACCACCCUUCCAGAUCCGCAAGAACGUGAAUCUCACUACUACCUACUCCCCUAAAACUACCUAUUUUGUGCUGGCUGGCUUGCCUGCUACCUAGUGCCGACUGCUCCCAGGCAAGGCCCCUGCUGCUUACAGCUGGCAGCUUUUGGGGUCCCUGAGGCUGCCCUGAGAAUGUGCUGAGGUCCAGGAUCAGGGUAUUGGCAUCUAUUUAAAUUGAAAAAUAAUAUAUUUAUUCCAAAAAGCAUUCUAAGUGCUGCACCCUAGAAUCAAUCCCCCCUUCUCUGGCUUGGCACCCAAAGUUCAGGCCCAUCAACCCCCACUUCUGGAGGGGAAUGUUCCUGAGCUGGCUGCAGAUCUCUGGGUUAGCUUCUGCUUAGUAGGACGGUGGAAAUGCUCCCAGCUUCGCUGUCCUUUCCUCUGGCUCCUGUAUCUUACUGUUCAGCUGUGUUAAAUAUGUACGCCCUGACGUUUCCUAUAAUUGCAGAUACUGUAUAUUUGAACAAGAUUUUUUUGUUUGAUCGUUUCUAUAGUCUUGGAGUUCAUUUGUAAGGCAGUGUCUUGACUUGGAAAGGAUGUGUUAAUGGGGUGACUUUGUAGCAUGGUAUGUUGUCUUGAGCUAACUGUAGUGGGUGGGGAGGUCCAAUGCCCUCCGCAAUGCCCUUCAUCUCCUGUGUUGUCCUGUGUCCCCCUCAGCUCCAUCCUGGGGUUCAGGGAAGGCACACUUCCCAGCCCAGCUAACUGUGUUUUAUGUAACUGAAAAAUAAAGAUGCUUGGUGACAAAG
Rhinopithecus roxellana (golden snub-nosed monkey) is the source of this 2279-nucleotide messenger RNA. It is a transcript of the gene HOXA7, whose product is annotated as homeobox A7. Gene Ontology annotation, cellular component: nucleus. Lineage: Eukaryota; Metazoa; Chordata; Mammalia; Primates; Cercopithecidae. Gene Ontology annotation, biological process: regulation of transcription by RNA polymerase II; anterior/posterior pattern specification. The coding region runs from base 381 to 1073 and encodes 230 amino acids. Gene Ontology annotation, molecular function: DNA-binding transcription factor activity, RNA polymerase II-specific; RNA polymerase II cis-regulatory region sequence-specific DNA binding. The transcript is spliced from 3 exons. The record is from RefSeq and is a predicted model, not a curated record.